Messenger RNA from Neopsephotus bourkii (Bourke's parrot), 5395 nucleotides. RefSeq names its product CD28 molecule (gene CD28). The coding region runs from base 143 to 811 and encodes 222 amino acids. Gene Ontology annotation, biological process: immune response; T cell activation; positive regulation of T cell proliferation. NCBI's taxonomy places the organism in Eukaryota, Metazoa, Chordata, Aves, Psittaciformes, Psittacidae. Gene Ontology annotation, cellular component: external side of plasma membrane; membrane. The transcript is spliced from 4 exons. The record is from RefSeq and is a predicted model, not a curated record.
AGGGAGGAGGAGAGAAGUUGUGUGAGCAACUGAGUGUGCAGCCUGGCCCCACAAGGAAGGAGGGCUGGUGGUACGGGGCCCUGGGAGACGUGACAGUGCCUGGAGGGGGUGGGGACAAAGCAUCAGGCCCACCGUUAGCACCAUGCUCUUGGGGAUCCUCGUGGUGCUCUGCUUCAUCCCCACUGCUGAUGUAACAGAAAACAAGAUUUUAGUAGAUCAGAGUCCUUUGAUCACUGUAGCUCACAAAAACGCAACUCUAGUCUGCAAUUACACAUACAAUGGAACGGGGAAGGAGUUUCGAGCUUCACUGCACAAAGGAACAGACAGAGCAGUUGAAGUUUGCUUUAUUUUAUGGAACACGACCAAAAUUAGCAGUAAUUCGAAUAAAGAAUUCAACUGUGAGGGGAUUCAUGAUAAAGACAAAGUCAUCUUCAAUCUCUGGAAUAUGAGUGUCAACCAAACUGACAUUUACUUUUGCAAAAUUGAGGCCAUGUAUCCACCCCCGUAUGUCUACAAUGAGAAGAGCAAUGGGACGGUCAUUCAUGUGAAAGAGACACCCAUGCAAGUACAAGAGCCCCAGUCUGCAAUUCCUUUGUGGACUAUGGUAGCAGUGACUGGAGUUCUUGCUUUCUACAGUAUGCUGAUAACUGCAGCUUUUGUUAACUACUGGCACAAAUCUAAAAAGAAUAUGUACCAUCAGAGUGACUACAUGAACAUGACUCCCCGGCACCCACCGUACCAGAAGAACAAGGGUUACCCAUCCUAUGCACCAACACGAGACUACACUGCAUAUCGGUCCUGGCAGCCGUGAUACUCCUCAGUUGACCUAUUCGUGGCCUUGGGUGCUUCUAGGCAGUCACUUGCUGUUGGACAUGGAAGGACAGCCUCUCAUUUUCUCAUCAUGUUUGUUAUUAUUGAUCAUGGAUAACUACACCACAGCAAGUAUUGUCUAAACUUUGAUAUAAUAUACUAAAAGAAAAACAAACAAACAAAACCAAGAGGGAAGUUAAAAGGACUGUUUUCCAUGAUGGCUGAAAAUGAGAUACAACUUGUGAUGAGGGUUGUAAGUGGGUAAGACAGAAAGAUGGAAUCAGAACUCAGAGCUGGUCUACUCCUAAUACUUCCAGUUUUGCGUAGCUGUUAGGAGACCCAGAACAUCUGACCAUUCCCAAUAACUGUUGCGUUAGAUUUAACCCUUAGUUUCCUUUCCUGUAUGUCUAAUCCUCAGAAACCCUUGUUAAAUAUGACAAAAUGUAAAAAAAUAUGUAUUUUCUUCCCUAGAAGACCAGGGCACAGUCUGAACUUCAAAACACAUGCUUGAAAGACGGAUGGAAAGGUCAGCCAAGCUAUUAGGCUGUGGCACAAAUGGGCUGCCAGGACAAAUCAAGCUGAUAGAAAACUACUAAACCUUCAAUAUGUGACUCCUUAGGUUGGAUACUUUGCCAUAAGGCCAUUUGAAGUAGUGAUCAAGCAAAUCCACAAAGUGAGAAAGUAAUCAAUCUGGAGACAAAAUAAAGACAAUCAGGAGAGGAAGAAAGAUCUGUCAUCAUCAUGAAGAACCCCAUUUCUGUUUUGUUUGCCUCCUACAGGAAGGGAACAGAAAGUUGUAUGGGAUGCAUUAGAAGACAGAGAGGUCAGAUUUGGAGGAGAGUUUUACUUCCUUUUUCAGUUUUUGUUUCUAUCCAGAAGGCAUUCUGCUGAGUCCUCCUGAAAACAUGUGCAUAUCUUCCAGCACUUCUGGGAGCUCUUCCGAAAAUCUGGGUCCAGACAUGAGCAACUAAUGAUCACUUGAAUUUUUUUCCCAUAAGCACCCAAGGUUUUGGGUUGUGAGAGGGUACUUCAUUCCCACCAUUGUGAAUCAGAACUGCAAGUGCUCAGCCACCUGCAGGAACUGCUCUAGGCUCUUCAAGGAACUUUUUGUUGACUGGAGGUUACCUUUCUAUCUAAAGAUGUUACUCAGGAAUGCUCCAUGCUGGAUUAUGACAAAGAUUUCAGCAAAAUCUGCUUCAUCCUUUCAAUUAAGCAUGUUUACAUUAAUAUGACAUCCUAAAUUGUAAUUGGGAUUGUCUUGGCAUAACAUCCAUUUUCACACUGAGGAGUUGAGGUUUAUUUUAUACUGACUAAUAUAUAAAUAAUUAAAUAAAAAAUAAAUCAUAUUUCCAUCUUGAAGUAAAAUUAGGAUUGUGCAACAUUCCCUUUCCUCCAAAUUGGGAUAAGCAGGUUCUUUCCCUCUUUGGAGGGACAUUACAAAAGGAGAGAUGUGGAAGUGUGGCAACAAUCUGCUUUGAUACCUUAACCCCAGAAAAAAACUUUGGCACUUCCAAAUGCAAAGUUUCAUGUGAGUUUGCUGACUGAGCCCCAAACCAUUUGUUCUGAGUCGUAUCGCCACAAACCAUGUUACUGGAGGGUGCUAUGCCACCUCUAUGCAGCAGUGACUUGCCUGAGCACCCACUGCCAUGAGGCAGCGCUGCAUGUUUGGUAUGGGACUGUGGUCUUGGACCCAGCAGUCCCUGAGAACACUCCUCUGGGUCAGUUCAGCAGACCCAAAAGGUUAUGAUUAGGCUGAAGAAAUUAAAACCAGUCUUUUCGCAUGUUUCUUCUCCUUUCCCCUCACCAGAUGCACAAACCCUCCAAGACUGACAUUUUUUCCACAUAAACGUUUUACUCUCUUUUCCUGAAAAGCCCCUUACUGUGCCUUUGUACCACAGCUGAGGCAGCAAGGUGCAAGUGCAGGGGUCAGAGGGGAAUGAGCUAGACGGGACCCACGACAAUCCCUGCAUGUUCCCAGCUUGGCUGUUCUUGCUGGCACUGACCGGGGGAAUGCUAAUGCCUUGCCACCUUCCUCCUCACUUGGAGGGGAGAUGUGGAUGAUCCUGUGCCAGGGGCAUCCAGCCACUUCUGGUAGAGAGCAGCAGGCUUUGUGCAGUCCUCUGACAGGGUUAAGGCACUAUUUCAUCAGUCUCCAUGCCAUCUACCAGUGUUGUCAUUGUAUAACCCAAUGUUAACAACUGCUCUGAUUACAAUGUGCUGUGAAAAAUCACAUCUUCUAGUGCAAAUAUAAGGUGAGAUGGCAAAUGUGUAUCAAAAGCAUAAAACAGAGCAAAUGUUCUCUAUUGAAAUUUCAUGUAUAUAUUUCUAGAUAUAGAUGUUUCUAUUUCAUUAUAUCUAUAUUCCCUAGAGUAUAAUUAUACUUUUUGCAAUCUUGGUUUAAAAUGAUUAAAUAGAUACAGUAAAUUAAAACUGAAUAAAUGCAUUGGGCCUGAGGCUAGUCAGAGAAAAGUAUUACUUUCUAAAGCAAAUGUUGGUAUAAUUUGCUUUCCUUCCCCUAACAUUUUUGUAAUUUCCAUAUCUAAAGCAUACUGAUAGCUCCCAGGACAUGAUACUGGAAAGUAAGUCCUGGAACAUCUGGAACAAGUAUUAAUUUAUUUGACUGACCAAAAAGAAAGGGAGAUACAUCCUAGACAUACAAUGAAACAAACAUGAAGGAUCAGGACAGGAAAGGCCCCAGCACUAUGUAAAAGUGGACAUUGCUGCUAUAUUAAAGAAAUGUAGGAACACAGAUUACAGACUGUUGGCAAUGAGAUACCAGUAAAUACCUUUUAUCCACCACUGUAAGGGACUAAAUGAAAGUGUUUGCAGAGAAGCAAGCCAGUUAACCCUGGAGUCUGGCUCUGCAUAUGUGGAUUAGCAUAUAUGACAAACAGAGCAAUCCUAAUUUAUUCCAUCUGGUUUUAGGCAAUGCAUAACAUGUCAGGACAGCCCUGGCCCUCCCUGGCCCUGUCUUUGGGGGCUAUAUACUGUUUACAGGAUGAUGUAAAGAGAAACCUCCCUCUGUUGCAACUCUGAACUUGGAAACUGGCCGUUAUGGAGGACAGCAAGAGAUCAAUAGGAUUUUCUGCCUUGCACACAGGUCUUAAUUCAAAUGCAAAUAUAGUCCUGCCAAACAGUGAUUUAAUUUUUCAUCCUCCUUCCCUCCACUUCUGGAUCUCAGUGUCAAAUGAACAUCUGAUAUGCAGUCAUCAUAUCUGAAUGGCAAUCAACAUAUGUUGCAAGGGGUCAACCAAGGGUUGCGCUGCUCCAGCCCCCUGCAUGCUGAUUCCUGUUCUGCAUGUAUCCCACACAGUACAAAACAACAGCCUGUCUCUUCCAUGCUUCCAGGAACCAAGCCCCUAGGACACAAAUGCUGAGGAGUUAUCUCUGCAGUAUCUUGAACAUUCACCACUGGGGCUAUCAGGGUUACUAACGCCAAAAGUCUUGGAUGUUCCUUCUAGUUUGAAUACACCAAAUUCCAAUAUCCUUCUAGCGCAUGAGAGUUUUUGAAAAUGCCUCUUCUUUCUUCUGCAGCUAUAAACAUGGACCCUGCAUGUCUGACAAGCAAUAUCACAUCUUCCUCCUUUGCAUAUCAUCUCUUUUCCUUUCAUCCCUAUGGCAGACUCAGCAGUUCAGGAACCCAUCCAUUUGUUAACCUCUAACACCAUUGUGCAGCCUUCCACUGUACCCCUGACUAGCUAUUCGCCUCACAAAGGCUGUCUUGUAUGCCACAUUCCUCUUCAGUUUGGAGUAAGGAGUUGCCAUAGGAGAUUGGAGCCAUGUGGUGAUUGGAUAGAUGCAUGUUUUCUGUUUGAAGGAUUUGGGGGUCUUUCAUCACUUUGAUUUUUCCCAUAAUCUUCAGAUUUUCAGUUGUGCCAAACAACCACGUGGGAAUCCCACACACCACGUGCUUCCCACAGUGCAUCUAAUUUCUGCACAUUUAAUUUCCUAUGCAUAGCAGGCUUUUGGCUAUUGCCAUGUUCAUUACACCUGCAGACAUGCCCUGACAACAGAAGCAACUUUGGCUACUGAUGGUAUGUUUGAUACUAAUAAAUAACACAGUACAAAAAGCUUGAACCUUAGGAGCACACAAGCAAAGGCUUCAGUGCUAAAGAUCAAAUCUUUCCGCUUUCGGCAAGGCUUUUGCUGUGUGACUGGAAAAUACUUCAUUCAAGAUGAAUCACAGACCAAGGCAUAAUUUUGUUAGUCACUCACACUAACCAGAAAACAGGUAUGGGUAAUGAGUACAACAUCAGCUUUCUUAAGGUCCAAUAAAGAGUAGAAAAGGCUGCAGACAGCACGAGGCAGUAAUUUGUAGCUAAAGUCAGUGUCUGUAAGUGGCUCUGAGAAGGAAACAUUACUAGCCGCUUAUCUUGAUGCAAAUGGAUUGUUCUUCACAAUUAGGUGCUUUUGUUAGAGCAUCACAUUACAGUAUGUUACUAUUCCAGCCUCAGGGGCAUGCAGAUAUUUUGAUGUGGCCAAUUUGGCUGAGAAAGUGUCAGGAGGCUGCCAAUUUUAUACAAACCCAUUUGCAAAGAGACAAAAAGUUGAAUGGUCUCAAAUUCAUGGUGGGUUUCUCUGGUUU